Molecule: messenger RNA, 1225 nt
Organism: Medicago truncatula (barrel medic)
Lineage: Eukaryota; Viridiplantae; Streptophyta; Magnoliopsida; Fabales; Fabaceae
Product: cysteine protease RD19A
Exons: 3
Coding region: 8-991 (327 amino acids)
Biological process (GO): proteolysis
Molecular function (GO): cysteine-type peptidase activity
Source: RefSeq, a predicted model, not a curated record
UCAAGCCAUGAUGAAUCGUAACAAGACUCUCAUGCUGUUCUCUGUCCUUUUCCUGUUCUUUUCUGUCGACUUGGCAUUCUCGACGCCAAACGACCGAGAAGAUCCAAUAAUCCAGCAGGUGGUCGAUAAGGGAGGAGCUGAGCAUCAAUUUAAUGAAUUCAAGCAAAGGUUUGGUAAGGUUUAUUCCUCCAAAGAUGAACAUGAUUAUAGGUUCAACGUCUUCAAGUCUAACCUUCACCGUGCUAAGAGACAUGUGAUAAUGGAUCCUUCGGCAACUCAUGGUGUUACAAGAUUCUCCGAUCUUACUCCGAGGGAGUUUCGUAAUAGCAUCUUGGGAUUAAAAGGAGUAGGGUUACCGAGACAUGCAAAAGCUGCACCUAUUCUUUCGUCCGAGAACCUUCCUCGUGAUUUUGAUUGGAGAGAAAAAGGAGCGGUUACCCCUGUUAGGAAUCAGGGUUUCUGUGGUUCGAGUUGGAGUUUCAGUACAAUUGGCGCACUCGAAGGUGCUAACUUCCUCUCUACUGGAGAACUCGUUAGUCUUAGUGAUCAACAACAUGUUGAUUGUGAUCAUGAGUACAUUAAAAAAUCUGGUGGUCUCAUGCGAGUGGAAGACUAUACUUAUUACAAGACAAACAUUGCACGAUCGGUGGCGGCAAAUUUCAGUUCUGUUUUAGUUGAUGACGACCAAAUUGCUGCCAAUCUUCUCAAAUAUGGACCUCUUGCUGUUGCCAUAAAUGCGGCAUACAUGCAGACAUACGUGGGAGGUGUAUCGUGCCCAUACACUUGUACAAGGAGGCUGGAUCAUGGAGUUUUGCUGGUGGGGUACGGUUCUGGAGCUUAUACGAAGGAGAAGCCGUAUUGGAUUGUUAAAAGCUCCUGGGGCGAGACGUGGGGAGAAAAUGGAUACUAUAAGAUUUGUAGGGGACGAAAUAUCUGUGGAGUGGACUCAAUGGUUUCUACUGUGGCUGCUGCUCAAACUACAACUCACUGACUGUAGUAUGUUUUCCAUCUCAUACUUGAACCAAUGGUUGGCCUCACUAUUUCUUGCACCGAAGAUGUCUUCCAGCACAUAACGUCUCGCUUGUAAAGCUCACACUAUUGUAGGAGACCGACAUAGUUUACUGUUAGUAGAUCCAUUUUGAACAUGAGACAUCUUAUCAAAUUGUAAAGACCCUACAGAGAUUGGAAAUGUAAUUAUCAUAAGAAUGAUAAAUUUUGAGAAUGC